Molecule: messenger RNA, 2528 nt
Organism: Onychomys torridus (southern grasshopper mouse)
Lineage: Eukaryota; Metazoa; Chordata; Mammalia; Rodentia; Cricetidae
Product: golgin subfamily B member 1-like
Exons: 7
Coding region: 830-1378 (182 amino acids)
Cellular component (GO): membrane; endoplasmic reticulum-Golgi intermediate compartment; cis-Golgi network
Source: RefSeq, a predicted model, not a curated record
GUAGAUUCUAUAGAUAAAGUGAGAGACUGCUAAGAAUUCUAGAAGCUCUGCUGUGUGGUUAGGUAAGGAGCAUAUUUUUGAUAUAUCUGUCCUUAUGACAAGUUUUCUGUCUUGUGUUUUCAGGGCUCUGAGAUGUCAGAUGUGGCCAGCAGAGAGCUCCAUGCACAAGCACAAGAACAACUUCAACGCUACUUUAUGGGAAGGGCCGUAGAAGAAAGAACCCAGCAACACAGAGAAGCUUUGAUGGCUCAGAUCAGCACCAACAUUGAACAGUUGAUGAAGUCCAAGGAUCAAAAUUGGAUCAUCGCAUUUUACCUAUGGAACCAUCUCAUGGGCCCAAAAUGGUCACUCUCCAAGAGACACCGGAGUGAUGCAAACUUCUUUGGUUUCAGAGUACUAUCCAAAUGUCUUUAUGUAAAUGGCAUACCAUUUUAUAUGGGCAACAUGUUCCUUGCCUAUCAGUUCAUAUCACCAUUAUCAAAUAUCCCAGGCAAUCCAUACAUGAUGUUGCACUGACUCCCACUGUUCUCCACUCUCAUUUGGUGUCAGUUCCUAAUUAUUUGCUUUUGGGAGAGAUAUUAGAAACACAGACUGACUCACUUAGCAGGCCGGCCUGGAAUUCCAUUUGUAAACCAAACUGGUUUUGAAUUCAGAAAUCUGCCUGCCUCUGUCUCCUAAGUGUUUGGAUUAAAGUCAAGUGCCACCACACCCUAAAUUACCCUUUUGCUAUCUCAACCAAUCUCUCAGCUCCAAUGUGCAGUCACUGCAAUUCUCUGUGAAUAACCAAUCUAGAACCACCCAUGAGAAGGUGGAGCCAUACCUAUUAGAGAUGCUGGGAGUUUUAACAGGAUUAACGAGUACUAUUGUUCAUGAAUUAUCAAAAUAUGGUGUUGACCAGAUUGUAACAGCUCCUUCAGAAGCUGAAUUACCCCAUAAAUCUGACAUGGAAUUAAAUAAUACCAUCCCGGACAAUGUUCUGGAACGGCUAUCUGAUGCAGAGAAGCUAGUGGUGGAGUUGAAGGAGAUCAUUCAGCAGAAGGACCUUCAACUCCUGCAGCAGGAUGAAGUUCUGCAGGAGGAACGAAAAGCUGCUGAUACCAAAAUUAAAAAACUGAAACUACACGCAAAAUCAAAGCUUGUGUCUUUGAACAAACAGAUGGAAAAAUUGAAAGCACAAGGAGAGGCUGCUUCGCCUAUGGACCCUCAGGCUGCAGAGCCACUCUCUGAGCUGCAAAAGAGUUCUGCAGAGAUGAAGGAGUUCGUCCUGAUAAAGCAACAACUCCAAGAAAAGGAAGAACUCAUCAGCACUUUGCAAACUCAGCUCAGCCAGACCCAGGCAGAGCAGUCUGUACAGGUAGGAUGGUGGCACCUUUAUUAGAAUAAAGUACCAUGGGGUCCAGAAUGGUGUCUGUGGCAAGUCAGUCCCAACACUCACCUAAAAGCUUGGUAGAUGGCAGCAUGGUAGCCAGGCUAUUAAAGCCAAGCCUAGGAGGGUGUGGUAGAAGAGGUUAGAAGUGUGGUAAGUAUGGUAAGGGGUACAUAUUAAUAGGAAACACCAGAACCCCUCAGAAGAUGCUAUUUAUGUUGGUGAAGUUUUAGUGAUGACUGUUUUUGUUUCAUAGGUCCAGAUACUACAUUUUAAUAGCACACAGAGAUUCUGUCUCUUAGGAAUGGGGAAUGGGCUCAUGCUGAACUCAAAAGGAACUGAUAAAUAAACCAAAAGAGAUACAAAUUAUUAGCUUCCUUUUUUUCUAAUUAAAAUCUUGUUAGGAAGAUAAAUCUUCACUUUAAAGUUACUUAAUGAACAUGUAAUAAAGAAGUGGUGAAGGGUAUAAAAUUCCUUGCUAGUGGAUCUAGUAUUCAAAUGCUUCUUCAUACUUAUUUCUGAAGCCAGAGCCAGCCUGUUUGUGCUGGCUCCCUCAACUCCCUGAUUUUCUUAGUUUCCUGUCCGACAACCUACCACAUAGUUCUUCUUUAAGGAUGCUUUUGGCUCAUGCCACAUUUUUAUCGCUGGAGGGCCUUUGCACACAGCACACAGCUGAUUGUAUCCAUCAAAUAUAUUGAUAACAGAGGUGUCUCUUAUGUAGGAAUGGCCAAGGAUUGGGUACACAGAAUUAUAUACCCAGAAAUUGAUAACUUUAUCCUGUUAGCUUCUUUGGGGUCUUUAAUACAUUAUAUACAGUGUAGGAUAGGAAAAUGUUACGCAUUCUUUAAUCUUAUAAAUUGCUUAAAACAAAGGCAACCAAGGCAUAUGAAUAUAUUAACAGACCCAUCGUGGAGCAGGCCACUCCAAAUAAAAUACCAAAGCCCUAGUGUGGUGACACAAACCAUUAUCAUAGCAUUCAGAAGGCUGAGGUCGACAGGUCAUGGGUUUGACACCAGUGUUGGCUACAUGGCAAGUUCCAGGCUACACAGUGAGAUCCUACCUUAAAAAUAAACACGAUGAAAGUAACAUUAGCAUUGACAUAUGUUGGGAGAGAAAAGGUGAUUUGUGGAUAUGGCAGUUAUAGAAGCGUCCACAAAGAAAG